Molecule: messenger RNA, 1143 nt
Organism: Capronia coronata CBS 617.96
Lineage: Eukaryota; Fungi; Ascomycota; Eurotiomycetes; Chaetothyriales; Herpotrichiellaceae
Exons: 2
Coding region: 1-1143 (380 amino acids)
Molecular function (GO): oxidoreductase activity, acting on the CH-OH group of donors, NAD or NADP as acceptor
Source: RefSeq, a predicted model, not a curated record
AUGACGACCAAGAGCAUGACCAGUACACGCGUGGCCGCCACCGCGGUGAAAGCGCUCAAGAUCCUCUUCGCCCUUGGCAUGGCCACGCAAGUCAACCGCUUUCUGAACCGUCUGGCUCUGAAUUAUUGGCAUCUCCGCAGACAGGGCAAGCCGUGGGAGUUCCAGACCGAAGGCAAGGAGACGAUCGUGGUGACGGGCGGAUGUAGUGGGUUCGGCAAGGCCAUGGUCGACAUGUUUGCGGCCAAAACGAAAGCGAAUCUGGUCGUCUUGGAUGUCCAGCAAUUGCCGGAUGAUAUGAAGAAUAUCCCACGCCUAUCCUACUUCCAAACCGACCUAACCUCCCCCACAUCCAUCACGGCGACAACAACCUCCCUCCUCGAAUCCAUCCACCCAGCCCCAACCGUGCUGAUCAACAACGCCGGCAUCGCACAGGCCCACACGAUCCUCGGCACCAGCGACGCCUUUCUCGAGAAGAUCUUCCGCGUCAACGUCCUCUCGCACUUCACCCUCAUCCGUCUCCUUCUGCCGCACAUGCUGGCCAUGCGCAAAGGCCACAUCGUCAGCCUGGCGUCCAUGGCCAGUUUCACCGGCGUGGCUGGUCUGGCUGACUACAGUGCCUCCAAGGCCGCCGUGUUGGGGUUGCAUGAGUCGUUGGUCCAGGAGUUGGGGCACAGAUAUGGUGGUGAUGAGGGUGUGAAGGGGGGUGUUACUAAUACUGCUUCUACUUCUGCCUCUGCUUCUGCCUCUGCCUCUACUUCUUCAGGUACCACUACUAGUACUCUUCCUCCUGCUCCCCCUCCUCCUACUAUCACUACUCCUCCUACCACCAUUGAUCCAGGCCAUACCAUCCAAGCAAGUAUCAUCCACCCCAUGUGGGCUCGCACGCCGUUAAUCAACACCUGGGAAUCCGCCCUCGACGGGUCCGGACAACCCGUGCUCACGGCGCAAGACGUGGCCCGGCGCGUGGUGGACCAGGUUCUUUCCGGCAGGAGUGGAAGUGUAUAUAUCCCGGAGAAGAUGUGGACAGGGACGUUGUUGAGGGUUCUGCCGGAGUGGGUUGCCAUCUGGAUUCGAGGUGGAGUUCAGAAUGCUACUGCUACUGCUAUGGGUGCGAGUUCGACUAUGGGUGCCACGGAUAUGUGA